AUGGCGGGAAUGCCAAGCGUAACAACCAUCGAGCUGCCCUGGGACAUCCUGGCCCUGGAACAAAUUCUGCCUUGGGAUAACCCCCGUACUGAGUCUGGUACGCGUAAGCUGGUUGAUACCAUGAAGUCCAAGAAGGGUCGCUCUGAUUAUGCCAUGCCGGAUUUGGCAUGCGCCAGAUGUCGGGAACGCAAGAUACGUUGUGGUAGAGAGCGUCCAGAAUGCCGGAACUGUGAGAGGGAGCCAGGUGUUGUUUGCAUCUAUCGGGUCCCUGCAAAACGCGUCAACCAUCUCAAGCUACUGUGUGACAGCGUCGAGCGACUUCAGGACCGCUUAACCAACAUUGAAUCCCACCUCCACCGGCUGCAAGGCUCCGGCUUUCGGGCCCCGAAUUUUAAUGAAGGCCGGACAGCGCCGUGUAUAUAUUUGCUGGGUGGGCGUCAGUCAGCAACGAGCAGUAACUACUCCUCCUAUACCGACGAAGAUGAGAGCCGAAGAGAAGAUGCGACUCAGGACGUCACCGAUCCAAAGAUAGAGGGCUCGUCGGCUGGAUUGACAUCCAUCUCAGGACUAUGCGACCAGCUCUGGAGACGUGUUCAAGCGGCCAAUACAGCCGAUCCGUCAUGGAGGCCUCUCUGUGACACGCUACAGCAUCUGUGUGAGAUAACCGGCACGGUAGAGCCUUUCCCGCCAUACAGCGACCGCAUAGCUGCUCCUCUCCUCCCAAAGGAACAGGCUAUCACCGCCGUUGACAGCUUCCUCCAGUCUCAAGACUGUCAGACGGAUGUUUUCGUUCCGGGGAGUCUUCGGGCCAACCUUGAACGCGUCUAUUCGCAACAUCCGCAGCAGCCAGACGAUGAUACAUGGGCAAUAUGCUUCCAGGCUAUUACUAUUUUGGGCCUGCGGCUGGAGACAUCGACACAAGCGGGCUUUGGCGAAUCUGCACGCUCAUUUCUACCCAGUCGGGCAGCGCUGGUUAACUCUCGCCUUUUAACUACGCCGCGGCUGAUCAAUGUGCAGACCUUGAUCCUACUUAGUGUCGCGGCUCAGCACUUCGACCCCCCCGGGUGGGCAGAGCUGAUCUUCGCCCAUGCCUGUAUGCUGGCCCGGACCAUGCAUAUGCAUGCCAGUCCGCUCCUCCUAAAUAAUGGUAGUGAUGUGCAGGUUGAACGGGCUAAGGUUCUUCGAGCAUUAUAUGUCCGCGAUCGCAUGUUGUGCUUGACGCGGGGGUCGGUCUCGUGGCUGCCUAGUGAAGACUCUAAUAUCACAGCCCAGCUACGGUUAACUGUAGACCAUGAUGAGUUGUAUACAGACCGACUCAGACUGGCCUUGAUUCAGGAAGACGUCUACCAUCUGUCGCAUGGAGGCUCUGCACGUCUGACAGUUCGAUCUGCACCGGGUUUGCUACAGACCAUUGAGCAGCAACUCGAGGACUAUGCUUGCGCCUUUGACCUGCUACAGGGCCAAUACCAUGAUGCUUCGGAAUAUAAUGGAACACGUGCUUUAGCUGCCAUGGAGUUUCUAAACACACGCAUCAUAGCCUUUCAACAUGGUCGAGAGGAGCGCCACGCGAGACAAGUGCGACAAGACGCACGGACCAGCUGCCUGCUUCUGCUGAUGGCCUACGGGGACCCAGAUCCGACCAUUUUGAAUACCUUCAACAUCCUGACACGAGGAACCGCAUCUCGGAAUAACACCCAGCAGAGUACCACACCACCUGGAGCGGCACCUUUCGGAACAGUGCUGGAUGUAUUUCCCGUCCCUGCAUUCUUUGUCCUACUCCAAGACAUCAUCUUACCACCAUCGAGCGGGAUAAACAACAUAGCGACGGAUCUGGACCUGCUCCGACGAGUCUCCGCCUGCUACACCGACCACGCGAGCCGAUCACGGACGAAUAACCACCACCAGAAGGUUGCAUGGGUCUUUGCACAGCUCCUGGCACUGCUGGAGCUUGUUCCGCGCGAUGGACCGGCGUUACCAUCCACCUCUCCUCCCCAAUCUAAUGAUCCACCCAGCCCGUCAUAUUGGGCGCCGCCGCCCCCGGCAGGUGUCUCGUUGGCAUGGGAUAGCUGGCUGUCGGGGACAUCUUCGCUGGGGCUUACUCCCCUUGAACCCGGCACGUCGAUGGGCGCGUGGAAUUUAGUGAAUAUCCAGGGGCAUAGUGGCGGAGAACCAAUCAUGCCUUGGCCGGCUAUGGGCGAGGACGGCCCAGCGCCGACCGGGUUACGUGGAAGCCCUGAGAGUGCUGCAAAUACUAUGAUGAGCCCGAUGUGAGGGAUGCAGAUUGUUUUGUUGCAAUUUCUCACUCUUACAAUACAUGUACUGCUCUUUCGUUAUGGCUGUGAAUGCGGCUAUCCUCUACAGCACGACUUGCGCAAAGCCGCAACAGAUCAGAUAUUUUGUUCUAGGAGCAAUCUGCACAUUUCCAUGACCUGUUGUAUAGAUAUUUUCUAUCGGCAUCAGCGCAGAAUGGCACAACGAACUUGAUAAAUACAUGACUUGGCCCUGAGGCGCACGAUAGCCCAACGAAAAUGCGAAUGGAAG
Messenger RNA from Aspergillus heteromorphus CBS 117.55, 2541 nucleotides. RefSeq lists its product as uncharacterized. Gene Ontology annotation, biological process: regulation of DNA-templated transcription. The coding region runs from base 1 to 2271 and encodes 756 amino acids. The transcript has 5 exons. The record is from RefSeq and is a predicted model, not a curated record. NCBI's taxonomy places the organism in Eukaryota, Fungi, Ascomycota, Eurotiomycetes, Eurotiales, Aspergillaceae. Gene Ontology annotation, molecular function: DNA-binding transcription factor activity, RNA polymerase II-specific; zinc ion binding.